This is a messenger RNA of Mycotypha africana, 4761 nucleotides long. RefSeq lists its product as uncharacterized. The coding region runs from base 281 to 4393 and encodes 1370 amino acids. The transcript has 8 exons. NCBI's taxonomy places the organism in Eukaryota, Fungi, Mucoromycota, Mucoromycetes, Mucorales, Mycotyphaceae. The record is from RefSeq and is a predicted model, not a curated record. Gene Ontology annotation, molecular function: 5'-3' DNA helicase activity.
CAACAACUUUUAUUAUACGAAAGAUCCAAAUAAGGCACAGAAAAGGUGUACGACUUGCCAAAUGAAGUUUUAUCAUGCCCGUUAUUUUAUCUUUUCCAAAGCACGACAAAGUUUUAUUGCUACUCUUUCUUUCUAAUUUGGCAUAACUUUAACAGCCAAAAGUUAUGUUGACAACGUCAACAGUUUUCGCACCCGUCGACAUGCAGGUAAGAGCGCUCCGUUUUCAAGGACCCUUUGUAGUGAUCCAACCUAACAAAUAGGCAACCUGUAUUAGAAAGCAAUGGAUUCAUUGCCGCGGUAUUCAGUGUCAGCGCUAGCAAGUGCUAUCAAAUAUACCAAUUGUAAGAAACAUUUUCAUCAACUUGCUAGUGGAAAACAACAACAUUUUAACGACACCAACGGUGGGAUGAGUUCAUCGAAAAAGGCGGACGAAUCGAUCAAAUAUGCGCAUUGCGAUCGUGGCAUGGCAUUCGAGGAACGCCUUUUCCAAAGACAUCGCGCUGUCAUGGUCGACCACACCAAUACCCCCAAGGAAGACAUAAAAAAGGUUUUUGCAGAAGCUCAAGCCGGUACUUAUUUAUACCAGCUCAAAUGCAGCUUACCAGAAUCCUUCUAUGCGGAUAUCAUUCAUAACACCACCGCUUACCGCAUGAAUAACUUUAUACCCGACUUCUUGUACAUUUAUGAAGAUCCUGCCAGUAAAAUAAAAAAGAUCCGUAUUAUUGAUGCCAAGUCAUCAAAGGAGUUAUCCAAGACCCAUCAAUUUCAAGUUACUUCCUAUGCUUUUUUCCUGUCCUAUUUGAUAAAAGACAUCCGCCAUGUGGAGAUCGAUGAGAUAGGAGGUGUUUGGUUACCGUCCAACAUGGACGAGCCAGUGACGUUUCGGAUUGAUUUCGUCUUACACAAGAUUCGAUAUGUCUACCUUGACGUGCUUGUGAAGGUAUCCACGACACAUUCGCAAGAGGAGCAAGAAGCAGAAGCAGAUUGGACUAAGCUAUCUAGAAAGGGCCGCGACAUUCAAUGCCCACAAUGUAAAGAGGAUGCUUCAAACACACUCAAAACCCUGGCCCUUCUGGAUAAAGACCCAACCUAUCCAUUGUCAAUGAAUACGAAGGACGAAAAGUUAGACAUGGAUAAGCUGGCUGAAAUUUUGCAGAAUUUGGGCAUUACUAACGGACAACAAGAAAACGUAGUCCAUUGGGCCGAAUACUAUAAUGACUGCAUUGAGACGUACCGACGAAAGCAACCUAAAUUUAUGGGAUAUGCUACCGUAUUGACAGCAAAAGACGUCGAUCAUGACAUCUAUAUAUACUUGCAAAUAGAUCCCUUUUUACAGAAACCGUUUCUUUAUGGUAUUCAAGUGGUAGAUACGAGAAACCCAGACAACGAGGUUUUCGAAGCGUUUUACUCUAUAGAUUAUGAAAAGUAUGCCAGCAAAGAAGGAGACACAGAAGAGCGCAAAAAGGCCUAUAGCGAUUUUGUCGACAACUUUAUCCAAGAUUUAACAGAAACGCUCUAUCAAAUGGACCAGCUUCAAUCGCGCUGUUUGUUUUACGUGUAUAACUCACAGGAAAAAAAGGCCAUCCAACAACUUCUGUACGAAAUUGUUCGAUCGGAUGGGGAUGAACUGGUGACAGUCAAUGCGGAACGUAGAAAUGAAAUCAUCACGGAUGCCAUGCGCUGUUUGGUUGUUUUGUUCCAAGAUACGCAGUUACUUGGAUUACCAGGCAUUGUUCAUUUUCCUGAUAUGCAGGAUGUUUGCAAUACAUCCUCUGUGGGUCGAUCUGUGAGCAUUCAACAGCUACUCGAACAAAAUGUCGUGCUGGGUGUUGCGAGAUAUCAACACUAUAAGCUGUCAGACGUUGUCGAAUGGAUGACAGACACCGUAAAACUCGAUACCGAAGUGGAACGAGCAGGCCUUGAUUUGAAUCACGUUUACUCGUUCUGGAAAGGGGACAAAGAGGGCGUGUCGCUGUCCAACCACAAUGCCAAUUUGACAUCUUGCACUACAGAAACUUUGAUUCUGCAUCGUUUCAUAUGGCUACAAGCCAUCCUGUCAACAUAUCGAACAUUGACGCAACAGUACAGCGCAGAAACAGGGAUGGAGCUUUUCCCGUUGGUUUGUAAGCCGUUCCAAUGGCCCUCUGUGCAGAAUUUCAAUCAUCUCUUGUUUGCCAAAUUGAUGUUCUUCAAACAAAUGGAAUGUAUUAAGGCCUGUGAUGAAGUUCGUAUGGAUCGCAUCAAAGACUUGUCACAUUGGGAAAGACAACGACAGCAGCCGCUAUUGGAUGCUCUUGCUGAAGAAGGGCAUCGUUCGGGCGGGUUGGUUUUGGAAUUGGUAAGGAUGGAGCAGUUGAACCAAUACGACCAUCGGCUGACAUUUUCAGUCAGCCCAUUUUUGAAUGGUCCUGAAGUUCAGCAUAAAUUGGAUCGAUUAACUAUGGAUAACUUUCGACAAUAUAUUUUGGUGCCUGACACGCGAGAAGGCAUUUUGGAGACAAUUCAGUUCUCGGAUUUGAUGUAUAUGAACCUUGGAAAGUUUAAAAAAAUUGGUAUUCGCUGUGUGGAUGUAGAGGAAAUUCACCAUAAUGAACUUGUCUUGUGUGGAUAUCGAAUUAGUACUCGUAUAAGAAGAUGGCGAUUGUAUAGACGAUUUACGAACUUUACGACUAUUUUGACCAUUAAUGCUUUAAAAAAUUUGGAUCAAGAUCCGAGAAACAACGAUAUUAUUUCCUUAAUAGAGAACCCUAAUGAAUGGGCAAACAAAAAUGUGACAGACGAUAUCCAUUUCAACAGCAAUGACACAGCUAUCCAAAUGAGGGAAGCGUUUUCCAUGUCGCCUUCACAGAAAACUAUAUCGGCCAACCUAUCUAAGAAAAGACUGCAGAUUAUUUGGGGACCACCGGGGUCUGGAAAGACUGAAUUCUUGGCACUUUUUAUCAAUUGGUACAUCAAGUGCUGGAAGAAUCAAGUGGGUAAUACAGACAAGAAUUUAACGAUCGGCGUCACUGCUUUUACACGCAAUGCUAUUAUCAAUCUUUUGAAGCGCAUAGAAAAAGUUCAACAUCACCAUGGUUUUGAUGACGAGUUCUCUAUCAUGUAUGUGACGGAACCUGAAUGGGAUGACACUCAAUUCGGUGAGGCUUCCAACAUCAUAGACUCGGAAUGGAACACGUCGCUCACCGUAGUGAAUCGCAUAAGAAGAAACACACCAAUCAAGAUUUUUGUUAUUGGCGCAACGGUAUGGAGUUGGAACAAAAUGAGGUGUAAAUGGAAGACAUUUGAUAAAACUGGAUGUAAAAUGAUGAUUUUGGAUGAAAGUACACAGUUACUUGUACCAGAUGCAUUGCUAGCCAUUGCCUGUCUAUCAAAACGUGGAAAACUGAUCAUAGCUGGUGAUCAUAUGCAACUAGGCCCAAUUAUCAAACAUGAUUAUUCAGAUAUAACCUUACGACUGGACGAUCCUAUGCUAUUUGGAUCUAUUCAACAAUGUUUGAUGCGAACUGAGGAUAAUCGCGCGAUUCCAAUGCGGAAAUUUUUAUUGCAGAAAGGUGCAGUGCAUGACUUUGGGCCCAACACGCUUCAGUUGAAGGAUAAUUGGCGAAUGAAUGAAGAAUUAAACGAGUUUUUUAGACAAGUUUAUGGUCCUGAAUAUACUUCCCGUUUCCCAAAAAUUAAGCUUCAUCUUGAUUUGGAAUUAUUAGAAAAAGAAGAAGAAACGGAGGAUCCUCAUCUUAUGAGUCAUGACAGCAGUAGCAACAACAUCAAAAAGAAGACAGACUUUAAAUUGAUAAAGUCGAUUCUGGACCCAUCCAAGCCGAUCUCCUUGGUAAAGAUUGUUCGUAAUAGCAGCAGCAGCAGCAGUAUGUCUGAUUUUCAUCAAGACAAAGAAGCAGUGGAGAAGGAAGCCGAAAUUGUUCAAACAUUGAUUGAAUCUUAUCUCUGUGCUCGAAUCAAAAAUGUGGAUGCUUCUCAAAUUCCAGCUAACCAUGCUAAACAGGAACCCCUAGCGAUGGUAGUGGUACCUCACCAUCAGCAAAGAGUGGCUAUCAAAAGAAGAAUACCUCAUUUCAUUCCGGUAGAUACAGUGGAGAAAAUGCAAGGGCAAGAGUGUGAUUUGGUCAUUGCCUGCUUUUCAUGUAUGAAUAAUACUGGCCGAGGCAAAAAGACGAAUGAAUUUUUACGUGAUUUCAGAAGAUGGAAUGUAGCUUUAUCACGAGCCAGAUGUAAGGUCAUUAUCUUGACAGUGGACGAAUUACUCAAUCCUCACCCUAUGGAAGGUUUAUUGGACUCGUUUACACAUACGUUGGAACCUACAGAUGGAUGGGCUUUACUGUGUCUGUUACAAGACUGGGCUCAAAGUAAAAAUUCUCUAUGGACAUGGGUGGCAUAACUUUAAAAAAGGCUAAUGAAACGCCGGGAAAUCAGUCAACAAGGUCUAGAAGCCAAUGUUGUGUGAUUUGUACUAUGAUCAUGAUUUGUUUCGAAAAUCAAUUUAUGCCCGGUUAAGAUGAAAGAUAAGAUAUUCAUGUUUAUAGAGUCAUGUCUUUUUUUGGUUUAUGUUUUUCUUUAAUGAUAUAAAAAUGAAUGAAAUGAUAAAGAAUAUAUUAUAUAAAUUUUAUAGAUGACAGAAAAUAAAGAAAUGCAGUAAUUUAAAAAAGAAAUGGGCUUUUUUUUUAUGGAUUUUGUUUUCGUGUUUUCUAGCGUUAGAUUUCAAAGAGAAAGGAAUAUCCUUUUUUUUUUUUUUUGUUUGUUUGUUUU